GCCCAUACUAAAAAUAUAUACUCUUACAAAUAUUUAAGUAUUGUUUCUAAGUGUAACACUAAUUCCUUUUUGUUGCCAACAAUGUGGCAAUUUCAACUUACUUUCCUCUUCUUCCUAUUCCUUAUUCUAUAUCACUACUUGUUUGGUUACAAAAAUGGAUUCCCAACUAAUUGGCCUCUUUUAGGUAUGCUUCCUGCACUCCUAAAGAACGUUCAUAGAAUUCACGAAGCUGUUAUUGAUAUUUUAGAAUUAGAAAAUUUAACCUUUCUUUUUAAGGGCCCAUGGUUCACAAACAUGGACAUCCUAGCCACCGCGAAUCUGGCUAAUGUUCACCACAUAAUGAGCAAAAACUUUGCCAAUUAUCCCAAGGGCAACAAAUUAAAAGAUAUACUUGAUGUUCUCGGAGAUGGGAUUUUCAACACAGACUUUAUGGUGUGGGAAUAUCAUCGUAAAAUGGCUAAAUCUUUUCUUACACACCCUAAUUUCAAUCAAUUUUUGGUGAAUAAAACAUGGGAAAAGGUGGACAAUGGACUUAUCCCACUCCUUGACCAUGCUUCUAACUAUGCUAAAGAAAUGGACUUGCAAGAUUUAUUUGCAAGGUUUACUUUUGAUACUAUAUGCACCAUAAUCAUAGACCAUGAUCCCAUGUCUCUUUCAAGUAAUUUGCCUAGGGUUCCCUCUUCAAAAGCCUUGGAUGACAUUGAGGAGGUGUUUUUCUAUCGCCAUGUAGUCCCUACAUCCAUUUGGAAGUUCCAAAGAUGGUUAAAUAUAGGAGGAGAGAAAAAGUAUAAAAAAGCUUGUCAAAUCCUUGAUAGUUUCAUAUAUAAAUGCAUAAAUAUAAAAAAAGAACAAUUGGGUAAUGAGAAUCUCUCUAAGCAAAAGGAAGAUGAUAAGGUAAGUAUUGAUUUACUAACAUUAUAUGCACAAAAAAAUGAAAAUUACAAUGAUAAAUUUAUAAGAGAUACAAUUUUAAAUAUGUUUAUAGCAGGACGAGAUACGACAAGUACUACAUUAUCUUGGUUCUUUUACCUUUUUUUAAAAAACCCGAAAAUUGCUUCUAAGAUAAAAGAGGAAGUAGAUAGUGUAACAUUAAAUCGAAACAAUUUUAAAGAAGUGAGUCUAAAGUUAGUUUAUCUCCACGGUGCAUUAUGUGAAACAUUACGAUUAUAUCCACCAGUCGUGUUCCAAGCAAAGUCCCCGAUAAAACCAGAUAUCCUACCAAGUGGCCACCAUGUUAAUCCGAACAUGCAAAUUAUAUUUGACAUGUACGCAAUGGGAAGAAUGAAAUCAAUAUGGGGAGAUGAUUGUAAUGAGUUUAAACCCGAGAGAUGGAUAACAGAAAAAGGAAGGAUAAAGCAUGAGCCUUCAUACAAGUUUUUGGCAUUUAAUGCAGGACCACGGACAUGUCUGGGUAAAGAUAUGGCCUUCACCCAAAUGAAAAUUGUUGCAGCCACCAUCAUUCAAAACUAUGUCAUAGAAGCUGUGGAAGGACAUCAUGUUGUCCCCAAUCUUUCUAUUAUUCUUCACAUGAAAUUCGGAUUUAAGGUUAGAAUAUAUCGCUCAUAGUUAUUAUUUUCUUAAUUUUUAUUUCAUUUAAUGAUUUAAUGAGUGAUUGAUUUUAAUUUAUUGUAGGUAUGUUUUUUUGUUGUAAUAUUUAUAUUUCAACUAGCUAUGAUAAUGAGACAUUGUAACCAGGUGUAUUGUUGCUUGUAAAACUUGUUUUGAUUUUUUUCUUUUAAGAUACAAUUAUAAUCAUUAUAUUUAGUG
This is a messenger RNA of Amaranthus tricolor (Joseph's coat), 1767 nucleotides long. Its product is annotated as alkane hydroxylase MAH1-like. The record is from RefSeq and is a predicted model, not a curated record. The transcript has a single exon. The coding region runs from base 82 to 1566 and encodes 494 amino acids. Gene Ontology annotation, molecular function: heme binding; iron ion binding; oxidoreductase activity, acting on paired donors, with incorporation or reduction of molecular oxygen. NCBI's taxonomy places the organism in Eukaryota, Viridiplantae, Streptophyta, Magnoliopsida, Caryophyllales, Amaranthaceae.